AUGGCGGUGGUUGUAGAAGAAAUAUUAGCUAAACUUUUACAACCGAAUAACGAAGUAAUCCAAGAGGCAACAAAACAAUUAAAAGAAGCAUUUAAAGAUCCUGGCAUUUUAUCAGCGCUAUGUCACAUUUUAGGCUCCUCAACAAAUUCUCAGAUUCGCCAGUACUCUGCUGUUUUAAUUCGGAGGAAAAUACAGAAGUCAAGACAUUGGAAUGCCUUACCAAAUGAAACAAAGGAAAGUAUACGUAGAAAUAUUUUACAACUUCUAGUACAGGAGCCAGACAAGAAUGUUAAGACUGCCAUAGGAACUAUAAUUGGUACAAUUGCUAGACAUGAUUUACCUACAAAUAAAUGGCCUGCAUUAUUUGAAUUUGUUACUGUCCAAGUUAAGAGUGAAGAUGUUACAAAGAGAGAGGUUGGAAUGUUUAUAUUAUAUACAUUAUCAUCUGAUGCUGGCGAACAGCUUAAACCUCAUUUGGUAUCUGUCAUGCAAAUUUUAGUGGAGGCAAUCAAAGACAAUCAAAGCAAAAUGGUUCCUUAUUAUGCCAUUAGAACUAUGAGUGAACUGGUGUUUUUAGUUGGAAUGGAGGAGAGUCUGCAAUUUGUAAAGAAAUAUAUCCAGCAGAAUAUACCACAGAUAUUAUUAGUUAUACAAGAAUUGAUUAAAGUUGAUGAGGAAGAAGCAUGUGAAUGUAUGGAAUUAUUUGAUGAAUUGUUGGAAUCUGAAGUGGGUGUCUUAGUACCACAUGUUAAAACUGUAGUGGACUUCUGUUUACAGAUAGCUGCUCAACCUACAUUAGGAGAUGCUAUCAGAGUUAAAGCUAUGUCAUUUAUUGCUUCACUUACAAGAUUGAAGAAAAAUUCAAUAUUAAAACAUAAAUUAGUUGAUCCUAUAUUAGAAGUCUUGUUUCCAAUAUUAUGUGCUAAUGAAGAAGAAGAUGAUGAGGAAGAUGUUGAAGAAAUUGAAUCUCAUACCCCAGUACAGUAUAUACCACAAGUUUUUGAUACCAUGUCUCUCCACUUACCACCCAAGAAGUUUAUCCCUAAUUUGAUGCCCUUAAUAGAGAAAGCUUUAGCUAGUGAAAAUCCAUACCAUAGAAAAGCUGGUUAUAUAUCUAUGGCUGUGAUUGUAGAAGGUUGUGCUGAUUACAUUAUGAAUAAACAUCUGAAAGCUGUAUUACACUGUGUUUGUAAAGGUUUGAAUGAUCCAGAUAACAAUGUUAGAAAUUCAGCUCUCUUUGCUCUUGGACAGUUCUCGGAGCAUCUACAGCCUGAUAUUACUAAAUAUGCAUCAGAAUUAUUACCAUUAUUAUUUCAAUAUUUGGGUCAAGCUAGUCAGAAUCCUGAAAGUAAUCCUCGAGGUCUUACUAAGGUUUAUUAUGCCCUUGAAGUUUUCUGUGAAAAUCUAGAAAAGAAGAUACUACCAUAUCUCCCUCCAUUAAUGGAACAUUUACUAGCUGUAUUGAAAUGUGAUCACAUCAGAUCUAAAGAGUUGGCCAUCAGUGCAAUUGGGGCAACUGCUACUGCUGCUAAAGAAGAAAUGAAACCUUACUUUAAUGAGAUAAUUGAACAGUUAAAAAGCUAUCUUGUUACUGGUAAUACAGAAGAUAUGAAGAAAUUACAGUUACAAACUAUAGACACCCUGGGAAUAUUGGCUAGAAAUUGUGGACCUGAUAUAUUUUUACCUUUAUCUAAAGAAUGUUUACAACUUGGUAUGAAUUUGUUGGAGUCUGCUGAAGAUCCUGAUUUAAAACGAUGUGUAUAUAGUUUAUUUGCUGCAAUAUCUAAUUUAUUAAAAUCUGAUAUGGGAGAUUAUCUAGAGAAAAUGGUCCAUGCAAUGUUAUGUUCUAUCAAAUCUAAAGAAGGAGAAACAUUACAUUAUAAAGAAGAAAGUGAUGCUAUUGGAGUAUUUAAUGAAGAUGAUUUAAUUGAUGAAGAAGAUAUAGGAGAUGAAGAUUCUGAAGAGGAUGAUGAUGAACAUAAAAUUGAAGGAGUUAGUGUAGAAAAUGCGUAUUUAGAUGAAAAAGAAGAUGCUUGUUGCUCUUUGGGAGAAAUUGCUAUAAAUGUUGGGGCACCAUUUAUACCAUACUUAGAACCAUGUUAUACAGAAGUACUUGUUUUGUUAGAAUAUCCAGCAGAAAACAUUAAAAAAGUUUCUAUAGCAACCUUAUCUCAAUUCUGUUGUUGUGUUCAUAAAGUCUGUCUUGAUAGUGGCAUGGAUCAAACAGCAUUAAAGAAUAUGUUAAAUACUAUUAUACCAAUGUAUCUGGAGAUCAUUAAAACAGAUAAAGAAAGAACUGUUGUCAUGUCUGCUGUAGAUUCAUUAGCUGAAAUAUUGACUAAAAUAGGACGACCUGCAUUAGAAAUAACUGGUGCUACCAAUCCUAUCUUGUCAGCAAUGAAGGCAAUAUUUACGCAUAAGGUUGCUUGUCAAGAUGAUGAAGAUGAAGAUGAUGAUCAACAAGCAGAGUUUGAUGCCAUGUUGAUAGAAUCUGCUGGUGAUGUAUUGCCCACAAUGGCUAAACUUGUUGGUGGACCUGAUUUCUUACCUUUCUUUCAAAGUUUCCUUACAGAUUUACUUAAACGUCUGAAAGUGACAAGUUCUGUUCCAGAGAAGUCGUUUGCUGUAGGAACAUUAGCAGAAGUUAUACAGGCAUGUGGUGAUGUGUCUGCAGCAUUUGUUGAUACAUUAUAUCCAUUGUUUAUGAGAUUAAUUAAUGAUGAAGAUGAAGAAGUAAGAAGUAACGCUGUAUUUGCUAUUGGUGUCUUAGCUCAAUACGGUGGACAGAAACUACAUGGAAAUUUUCCUGUGAUAUUAAAAUCUCUAUUUGAUAUUGUGAGUAAGGAGGAAGAAGAAAAUCCACGUGUGUUAGAUAAUGUCUGUGCUGCCAUCUGUAGAUUAAUUAUGACCAAUAGUAGUGCUAUUCCAUUUGAUAAGGUUAUUCCUGCUAUAGUUAGUUUUCUACCAUUAAAAGAAGAUUAUGAAGAAAAUCAUACAGUAUAUCAUUGUUUAAUCGAGUUAUUUAUUGCUGGCAAUCCCCAUGUAUUACAAUGUACUCCACAAUUAUUAAGUUCUAUAGCUUCUGUUAUUGAUACAGAUCAAGUUAAACCCGAAACUCAAAUUAUAUUGGUCCAGUUUGCAAAACAUAUUAAUGACAAGUUCCCUGAUGAGUUCCAGAAAGUUAAAGCAACACUACCAAAUGAUUUGGGUGGUAAAUUAGAUUCAUGUUUAUUGAUGGUAAAUGGUGGAGGACACUAA
Molecule: messenger RNA, 3258 nt
Organism: Lottia gigantea (owl limpet)
Lineage: Eukaryota; Metazoa; Mollusca; Gastropoda; Lottiidae
Exons: 28
Coding region: 1-3258 (1085 amino acids)
Biological process (GO): protein import into nucleus
Cellular component (GO): cytoplasm; nucleus
Molecular function (GO): small GTPase binding; nuclear import signal receptor activity
Source: RefSeq, a predicted model, not a curated record